Messenger RNA from Fusarium coffeatum, 1203 nucleotides. RefSeq lists its product as uncharacterized. The transcript has a single exon. NCBI's taxonomy places the organism in Eukaryota, Fungi, Ascomycota, Sordariomycetes, Hypocreales, Nectriaceae. Bases 1 to 1203 code for a protein of 400 amino acids. The record is from RefSeq and is a predicted model, not a curated record.
AUGGGGGCCUUUGAUCUAGCUCGCCCUGAGGCCACGGCGGCAGCAAAAUACUUUGCCUUCAUCGUGGGCAAAAAAGCGGAUCAAGCGCAGCCCAAGAUGAAAGAAUUCUUAGAACUCGUUGUCACUUAUUUCGAUUUUAUUCGACCUUCUAUGAUAAAGCAGUUGGCUAAUGAGCUCGCUCAUUUUGUCACACUACUGUCUACGAUGUGGAAGGACAAUGACCUUCAUCUUGACAAUGCACGCAACAACGACGUGUACCACGAGGCUCGUUCGUUGACCACCCGGAACAUCCCAUAUCCUCUAUGGUUUGUUUUGGCCUGUGCCUUUGGGCCCGGACAUUCGGCGCUCGCCGAAAUACGGAAGGCUUUGUCCAAGGCACGGGAUUCCGAGAUCACAUCGAACGGGAUAUCUUACCCAAGUUGCAACUCUUCUUCCCGGGAGUUCGAACUUUUCGGAAUGGAUCCCAAGCUCAACGCUGCAGCCAGCCCCGCGGUGAAGACUAGUCCUAUUGUCACGUCAACUAUCCCUGUAUACUUGACAUCCCCGAAUGCUGCAAAGGACGCUACAGCUCAAGCAAAAACCAAUCCAGAUGAUAAUACAAUCUUCAAGGCUUCCAACCCUUCCGAAAGGUUGUCUCGACCCCCAAGCGAAUCUGUUCAUUCAGGUUUACAAAAUUUACGAAUGAAGAUUCAUAAUCGAGGACCAAAGCUGAUUUACAAUAGGCGUGGCCCUUUUGUCACCGAACCUUCGCCGGAACUUGCUUCCCGUGGCAUAUCGUCUAGCUCCAACGUCAACAGGAACUCCGAUGAUCCUCAGACUGAAAUAUCGCCAGAACCAACCCCCCCUACAAACAGUCCAGGCUCGGCGAGUCCUCGAGCAUCCAACAAUACACCUGACGGCGGGACAGGUACCAAUCCGUUUCGCUUGCGACUCGCUCUCGAUCGAUCCGAGCCAGGCUCGGUUGAGUUUCAUUCUCAAGGAACUACCAUGCCCUCUACCCCGACGAGAUCAGAUGUGCCUCAAGACUCGGAAAGCCACCUCAGGCCAGAUUUCAUAGGCAUGAGCACGGAGCUAGACAGUCUAACAUCACAGACGGCAUAUCCCCACCGGGACAUGACUAAGAAACUUGAUCAACUUGAGAACGACCGGAGUUCCUUCACAAAGUACCUUCAAGGUGGCGAAAGGGGGUCAAAAGUUCAAUGA